This is a messenger RNA of Ruditapes philippinarum (Manila clam), 1130 nucleotides long. RefSeq names its product DNA ligase 1-like. The record is from RefSeq and is a predicted model, not a curated record. Bases 68 to 1126 code for a protein of 352 amino acids. NCBI's taxonomy places the organism in Eukaryota, Metazoa, Mollusca, Bivalvia, Venerida, Veneridae. The transcript has 3 exons.
GAUGUUAAUGUUUUUGAAUUUUUGAAUAAAAAUUUUAGGUUGCUGUGCCAGGCUACUGAAAUAGAAAAUGAACAGGAAUAAAAAGGAGAAAGAAAGGCUGAGGAAGAGACAGUCACGACUAGUGGAAAGUCAGAACAGAGCAGUAGAAGGUGUACAAGGGAACCCAGUACAGCCAGAGCCCUCUAGAUGUCACGACCAACUCUCUGCUUUCGUGAACAAUCGUGAACUUGAAAAAGGAUCUCACAGAACACAAACUGAGCAAUGUAGCAGUACUUCAGAACCUUCAACUUCCUGCUCUCACAUGACUCGUAAACAAGACAACCUACUAAACAACUAUUUUGAAGAUCAAAGGCAAAAGUCUGUGCAAAAGGAAAAUAAAAAAAGUGAAAAAGUGAAAAGUGAAAGGUUUCUUACUGGGAUGAAAAGGAAAUGCCAUACAAAGGGAUCUCCUAUUACUCCUGACAACUCUGAAAAUACAAAUUGGCUAGAUGUUGACAAUAGUGUACAAGCUAAAAGAAUAAAGCAUAUAGUUUCAGACAAUAAAAUUGUUGUCAAAGAUAAAAAAAAUACAGAUAAAUGCUUCGAGCAAAAUGUGCUUACAAAUGUGAAUGAGGUUAAGCAAAAUAAAGAAAGUGAAAUAAGGAAAGAGGCCACUUACAGAGAAAGACAUAAAGAUGAGACUCAAGUUAAACUUAGAAAAAGGACACUUAAAGCCAACCUCAGAAAGAGACUGCGAGAAGAAAAUGAGAUACAAUAUAAGCUUAAGCAAAGAAUGCUAAAAGCCGACUUUAGAAUGAGACAGAGAGAAGAAAAUGACACUCGGGUUAAGCUGAAAGAGAGAGCACAUAAAGCUAACUCCAGAAUGAGACAGAGAGAAGAAAAUGACACUUUGGUUAAGCUGAAAGAGAGAACACUUAAAGCCAACUUUAGAAUGAGACAGAGAGAAGAAAAUGACACUCAGGUUAAGCUGAAAGAGAGAGCACAUAAAGCCAACUCCAGAAUGAGACAGAGAGAAGAAAAUGACACUUGGGUUAAGCUGAAAGAGAGAGCACAUAAAGCCAACUCCAGAAUGAGACAGACAGAAGAAAAUGACACUCGGGUUAAGCUGAAAAGAGAGAGCACAUAAAGCC